Messenger RNA from Poeciliopsis prolifica (blackstripe livebearer), 3645 nucleotides. RefSeq lists its product as uncharacterized. Gene Ontology annotation, biological process: protein ubiquitination. The record is from RefSeq and is a predicted model, not a curated record. Lineage: Eukaryota; Metazoa; Chordata; Actinopteri; Cyprinodontiformes; Poeciliidae. Gene Ontology annotation, molecular function: zinc ion binding; ubiquitin-protein transferase activity; protein binding.
CUGGAACACAGACUGCUGCAGGAGGAGCAACACGCAGAGCAAAGUUCACUGAGACAAAAUGGCUUCCAGAUCAGAAGAUCAUCUCUGCUGUCCGAUCUGUCUGGAGAUAUUUAAGGAUCCGGUUCUUCUGUCAUGCAGCCACAGCUUCUGUAAGGAGUGUCUGCAGAAACACUGGAGAAGAGGAACUGGUCGCUCAUGUCCAGUUUGUCGGAAAAGAUCAGCAUCAGAUGCUCCACCCUGUAAUCUGGCUCUGAAGAAUCUGUGUGAGAGUUUCUUACAGCAGAGAGAGCAGAGAGCUUCAGAGGAUCUCUGCAGUCUGCACUCUGAGAAACUCAAACUCUUCUGUCUGGACCAUCAGCAGCCAGUGUGUCUCGUCUGCAGAGAUUCAGAAAAACACACCAAUCACAGAUUCAGACCCAUUGAUGAAGCUGCUCAGCAACACAAGAAGAAGCUUCAGGAAACUCUGAAACCUUUAAAGAAGAAGCUGAAGCUCAGGAAGAAAGUUCAGGAGGAGUUUGAUCAGACAGCAGAACACAUGAAGGUCCAGGCCCGACACACAGAGAGGCAGAUUAGGGAGCAGUUUAAGCAGCUUCAUCAGUUUCUAGCAGAGGAAGAGGAGGCCAGGCUGGCUGCACUGAGGGAGGAAGAGGAGCAGAAGAGAGGGAUGAUGGAGGAGAAGAUGGAGGCUCUGAGCAGAGAGAUAGCAGCUCUUUCAGACACAGUCAGAGCCACAGAGGAGGAGCUGAGAGCUGAAGACGUCUCAUUCCUGCACAACUACAAGGCUGCAGUGGAAAGAGUCCAGCGCUGCCCCCUGCUGGAGGAUCCACAGCUGCCCUCAGGAGCUCUGAUAGACCAGGCCAAACAUCUGGGCAACCUGGCCUUCAACAUCUGGAGCAACAUGCAGACCAUGGUGACCUACACUCCUCUGGUUCUGGACCCAAACACGGCUGGGUCAUUCCUCCAUCUGUCUGAAGAUCUGACCAGUUUGACUAGAGGAGAGAAACAGCAGCUUCCUGAUAAUCCAGAGAGAUUUGAUAAAUAUUACUGUUCUGUUCUGAGUUCUGAUGGUUUUAACUCAGGGAACCACAGCUGGGAUGUUGAUGUUGGACACAGUGAUGCCUGGAGACUCGGUGUGAUAGAAGAAUCUGUUGAGAGGAAAGAAGGCAUAAUGUCUGGAUUGUUGGUUAUAUGGUUCUAUCAAGAUGAAUAUUAUGCACGUUCUCCACCAGCUCCUGCCACUUUUCUCUCAGUCCAGAAGAAUCUCCAGAGGAUCAGAGUGAAUCUGGACUGGGACAGAGGAAAGCUGUCCUUCUCUGAUCUGGAUACUAACACACACAUACACACCUUCACACACACCUUCACUCACAAGAUGUUUCCAUACUUCGACAGUAUUGAAAAAACCUUGAAGAUCGAACCGAUGAAGAUCUCAGUGAUCAAGCAGCUGAGGAGCAACACGCAGAGCAAAGACAAAAUGGCUUCCAGAUCAGAAGAUCAUCUCUGCUGUCCGAUCUGUCUGGAGAUAUUUAAGGAUCCGGUUCUUCUGUCAUGCAGCCACAGCUUCUGUAAGGAGUGUCUGCAGAAACACUGGAGAAGAGGAACUGGUCGCUCAUGUCCAGUUUGUCGGAAAAGAUCAGCAUCAGAUGCUCCACCCUGUAAUCUGGCUCUGAAGAAUCUGUGUGAGAGUUUCUUACAGCAGAGAGAGCAGAGAGCUUCAGAGGAUCUCUGCAGUCUGCACUCUGAGAAACUCAAACUCUUCUGUCUGGACCAUCAGCAGCCAGUGUGUCUCGUCUGCAGAGAUUCAGAAAAACACACCAAUCACAGAUUCAGACCCAUUGAUGAAGCUGCUCAGCAACACAAGAAGAAGCUUCAGGAAACUCUGAAACCUUUAAAGAAGAAGCUGAAGCUCAGGAAGAAAGUUCAGGAGGAGUUUGAUCAGACAGCAGAACACAUGAAGGUCCAGGCCCGACACACAGAGAGGCAGAUUAGGGAGCAGUUUAAGCAGCUUCAUCAGUUUCUAGCAGAGGAAGAGGAGGCCAGGCUGGCUGCACUGAGGGAGGAAGAGGAGCAGAAGAGAGGGAUGAUGGAGGAGAAGAUGGAGGCUCUGAGCAGAGAGAUAGCAGCUCUUUCAGACACAGUCAGAGCCACAGAGGAGGAGCUGAGAGCUGAAGACGUCUCAUUCCUGCACAACUACAAGGCUGCAGUGGAAAGAGUCCAGCGCUGCCCCCUGCUGGAGGAUCCACAGCUGCCCUCAGGAGCUCUGAUAGACCAGGCCAAACAUCUGGGCAACCUGGCCUUCAACAUCUGGAGCAACAUGCAGACCAUGGUGACCUACACUCCUCUGGUUCUGGACCCAAACACGGCUGGGUCAUUCCUCCAUCUGUCUGAAGAUCUGACCAGUUUGACUAGAGGAGAGAAACAGCAGCUUCCUGAUAAUCCAGAGAGAUUUGAUAAAUAUUACUGUUCUGUUCUGAGUUCUGAUGGUUUUAACUCAGGGAACCACAGCUGGGAUGUUGAUGUUGGACACAGUGAUGCCUGGAGACUCGGUGUGAUAGAAGAAUCUGUUGAGAGGAAAGAAGGCAUAAUGUCUGGAUUGUUGGUUAUAUGGUUCUAUCAAGAUGAAUAUUAUGCACGUUCUCCACCAGCUCCUGCCACUUUUCUCUCAGUCCAGAAGAAUCUCCAGAGGAUCAGAGUGAAUCUGGACUGGGACAGAGGAAAGCUGUCCUUCUCUGAUCUGGAUACUAACACACACAUACACACCUUCACACACACCUUCACUCACAAGAUGUUUCCAUACUUCGACAGUAUUGAAAAAACCUUGAAGAUCGAACCGAUGAAGAUCUCAGUGAUCAAGCAGCUGCAUUAACCUUCAUGUCUGACUCUUUAGUCUGAGUUCAGCUCUGAUUCUAAAAUGACUCAGAGUGAGAGGUCUCGUUUUUUUGCCCGUCUCUGGGUGAUUAUUUCUGUUUUUCAGGAAGUGAUGUAUUAAAAGAAAUGUGAAUUUUUUGCAAUAUGUGAGCAAUUCUGAUCUCAUCAAUGUGUUUAGUUUGCAAACUAAAUAGUUAAUUUUAGAAGUAAAUAUUUCUUGUCAAAGAUAAAUAUUUACCCUUGAAUUAAAUAUUUAGUUAGUAACUGAUAUUUAUAAAUGCAUGAAUAACAUGGUGAAAAUAUGACUUGGAAAUAUGACUACAGCCGGUAGUUUAAAAACCACUGAGCUGCUUGAAGAUCUGCUGCUGUUGCAUCAACCUGCUGCCUUCAGGUCUCCUGGUUCAGGUUCUGCAUUCAGAACCAGAAAUAAACUCUAAAACUGUUUUAAACCAAUUUCAGUCAAAACCGAAGUAAAAAUUUUACAAAACACAGUUUUAAUAAAACCCUUUUAAAAAACCUUCAGUUUUAUUAAAACUGAAAACAAACAGGAAGAAACUGAAGUUCAGAUGGAAGAUUUAAACACUGCAGUACUUUCUGUCACCGCUUGGUGUCACUGGAUCACCAUGUUUGUUUUUUCCUGCUUCUUCAUUUAAUGAAGCAGAUUAAGAUUAAGAUUGGCCUGAUUAUCUACACAGAGACAGUCAAACUGUGGUUUAUUAUUUUAAUAUUCUCAAAAUAUUUGUAUUGUUUGGUUUUUAUUAAACACAAAACUGAAGAACA